GAGUACAUGAGAACCAGUACCCUACCUUUUCACAAGAAGUCGAAAUACCUGUUGAUCCGUCGAUCAUGAUAUUACUCCAUAAUGUCUCUAUCCACGUUCCCUAAAAUAUUCAUGGAAUACCACUCACCUCCUUACCUCCCAGAGCGUUAGAGUUCAAUAUCAGGGUCGUCAAGGUAAGCUUCUCCCCAAGUUAGCAAAUUCUAGCGUCGCAUUGUCUGACCUCGGCUAGCGUGUCCAAACUCUGCUCGAGCACCAGAAGCUGGGGCGCUUAACACACCCCUCCUUUUCUGCAAGAACCGACAACCUGCGCCCACGGUACUUGCACUUGUACCACACCGAAAAUAAAAUCAAGUGCUUCUCGACUUUACUCGAGCACUGGGUCAUCUGUAUUUUUACUUACUACGAGUGCUAUUACACACAAUUCGCCAAUCUGGACCUCCGUUGAUAACACUUCGGGGGAAUGAUUGCGAGCACGGAUUGAAGGGAAAAGGAACAUCAGCCGCACCAGGAAUCAUGUACCUGAAUUGAAUCGGAUGACUGAGCUCAUGCGUGCUGCAGACGGCUUAGCAGGAGCAUCUCUCGGACAGAAGGGAAGAAAGAGGAAAAGAAAAAAGAGGCACCACAAUAAUACCGUACACAAUAAUAUUAUAUCAUAUCCAAGUGUCUGAUUGGGGCGGGAGAAAGAGGAAGCAGAGCGGAAGUACCGAAGAUUCGCCCCCCCUCCCUGAUCGGUGCUCCCUUUGGUCUAUUUGUGCCACUAUAACUAAGACAUCUAAAAUGGAAGGAAAAAAGAAAAGGCAUAAUAAACUAAUACCCUACCAUCCGCCCUUUCGGACGCCCUACGUUUCGUCUCCUUUGUUCCUGUUCGUCCACCCGUGUGCGUGUGUUUGGAUACGCUCGUACUCGUCCGAGCUCUGAGCUUGAGCUUGUAUUUUUCUUGGUACUAUUGCCAUUAUUACUCCUACUAUCCCGCUCCUUUUAAUACUUGGGGAUUCCUCUAUUGUGUUGGACCGUGUCCACUCCAUUGCUGGCAACAAAUAAGGUUGCAUUCUCUAUUUUAAAGAUAAAAGAAAGAACUCUCUUUUUCGGGAAAGGUUGCGACACACUCCUUCUCCAAUCAUCAAGCGUUAUCUCUGGAAAAGAUGCCAAAGCUCAACAUUUCCCCACCCUCAUUACUGUUCUUCCUCUCCAUCAUUCUCCUCCUCAACCCGACAUUCACCGUCGCGCUCAUUACCCAAGAGACCGGCGAUGUAGACGAAGAAAAGCAGGGCCAGGCCGUCGUGUCAGCCGAGACCAACGAUACACCGUCCCACGGGUCUCCUCCCCCCCCGGGGCCAAACCCCGCACAGACCGGACCAAAAUCCAUAAUCCCAGGCUGGGACGAUAGCUUAGCCAUAGCCUUCAUCGUCGGCGGCAUUUCCCUUAUUAUGGUCAUUCCCAUGUUUGUCUAUAUCUGGCGCAGGCGGAGACGUCUACGACGAGCGAGGGUGCCGCCUCGAAGCCUAGAUAAGGUCGCGUUGGUCAACAGGAAGGGGUCUUUGGCCUCCGUUGAUGAAGAGGAAUCUCCGCUACCGUCGCCACGGGGAAAGCUUGAGAGGAGGGGGACUGGAGUCAGUUUUGCUUCAGAGGUCACAAUUAUGGAUGAGAUCCCGAAGCCGCAGCCGGUUUUUCACGCUAUGUGAAGUGUCUCGAUUAUGAGAGGGGAGGUAGUACCUGGAUGGUUGGAUAUGAAUUGAUCGGGAUAUGGAUGGACGAAUGGGGCGACAGUUUGCAGCAACACAUUCCUUUUACUAAAUUCUCUUGUAUUUAUUAACGUUUAUCCCCGAUGUUUAUUUUACUGCGGGCAUCAUCGGUGGACUGGGCCGUGAGGUGGCCCGAACAGACAUUCGCUCCUUCUUUCAUUGACUCUUUCCUCGAGGCAUCCUUAUGACUUGGUAGCCGUAACACACAUUACGCGGGAGGAGGAAUCGGGGAAAUAAAAUGUGCCCCAUGUAACAAGACGCGUCUCAUAAUAGGAACACAAAAUCAUUAUC
This is a messenger RNA of Tuber aestivum (summer truffle), 2033 nucleotides long. The record is from the annotation of a GenBank genome assembly. Lineage: Eukaryota; Fungi; Ascomycota; Pezizomycetes; Pezizales; Tuberaceae.